AUGGUUAAACGUGUUACAAUUGAAAUAUUAGAUAGAACAUCAACGGAUAUAGUGGAUCGAGGUAAACCAUUUGGUGAUAAAGUAAUUGUAUUUGGUGGGGAUUUUAGACAAGUUUUAUCAAUAGUACCCCGUGAAACAAGAUCACAAGCUGUUAGAGAAAGUUUAGUAAGCUCAUAUUUGUGGAAUAAAAUGGAAAAGUUGAAGCUACCAGAGAAUAUGAGAGCAAUGACAAAUUCAACAUUUAGCGACUUCCUUCUUAGAGUUGGGAAUGGAGAUGAACCAAUGGUGGCUGAUGGCCGAAUAGCGUUGCCUGCUCCUAUUUUAAUCAAGAAUCAAAGUGAUGAUUUACCGAAAGAUUGUCUCAUACAUUCAAUUUUUUCAUCUUUAGAUGAGAACUUCCAAUCCAUUGACUAUAUGAAAGGCCAAGCUAUCCUCGCAACAAAAAAUGAAUAUGUAGACAUGCUAAAUGAUAGAAUCAUAAAACAGUUUCUAGAUGAAGGAAAAGAAUUCUACAGCUUUGAUGAAGCAGUUAAUGAUACCAAUCAUCAUUACCAGCAAUAA
This is a messenger RNA of Asparagus officinalis (garden asparagus), 561 nucleotides long. RefSeq lists its product as uncharacterized. NCBI's taxonomy places the organism in Eukaryota, Viridiplantae, Streptophyta, Magnoliopsida, Asparagales, Asparagaceae. Gene Ontology annotation, biological process: telomere maintenance; DNA repair. The record is from RefSeq and is a predicted model, not a curated record. The transcript has a single exon. Gene Ontology annotation, molecular function: DNA helicase activity. The coding region runs from base 1 to 561 and encodes 186 amino acids.